AUGUCUAGCCCGCGAUUAUCGCCGUACGCCAACGAGGAGUACACCGUGGGCUGGAUAUGUGCCCUUCUUGUUGAACUAGCUGCAGCAAGGGGAAUGCUUGAUAGGGAAGACCAUGGAGAGCCCCAGACCUCACCCGCAACAGCAGAUCAGAAUCGCUACACGCUGGGGACUAUCGGUCAUUUUCGAGUGGUAAUCGCUUGCCUGCCAAAGAACCAGCUUGGCUCGUCUUCCGCAACCGCUUCGGUGAAGGACAUGCUAUUUACCUUCCCUAAUGUUCGCAUAGGUCUCUGUGUGGGUAUCGGGGCCGGCAUUCCUGAUUAUGAGAGCCGGGAUGAACAGGAUGUUCGUCUCGGAGAUGUUGUUAUCAGUAGUGACUCAAAGACUGGGGGUGUCGUGGCCUAUGCCCUGGGCAAGAAAUUGGCCGAUGGCUCGUUCGAGACUCGGUCUGCUUUGACUCUGCCCCCUCGAUCGCUAGGCACAGCUCUUGGGGCAAUGCAAGCACAACACAUGAUGGCAGAGAAUAAAAUAGAGUUCUACAUCGAACAAAUGCUCGAGAAGCAUCCAUUUAUGCGCAAGAAGGGAUAUUCGCGUCCGGACCAAUCACUGGACCGUCUGUUUAAAUUGGAGUACAUUCAUGCCGCGGGGAAGAACUGUUCGAAAUGCGAUGAUUCGGAGACCGUGGAGCGCGAGGAUCGAUUUGAUGAUGCUCCAGUUAUUCAUUAUGGAACAAUUGCCUCAGGUGACAUUGUCGUUAAGAAUGCUGCAUUGCGUGAUGAGAUUCGAGACAAGCAUGGGGCUAUCUGUCUUGAGAUGGAGGCUGCGGGAUUGAUGAAUAAUUUUCCUUGCGUCGUGAUCAGAGGAAUCUCGGACUACGCUGAUUCGCAUAAGAACGACCGCUGGCAGCCAUAUGCAGCUGCAGUGGCUGCCGCGUGCGCAAAGGGGUAUUUGGAACAUAUACAGGUGAAGGAUGUUUGCGGAGAGCCCCCAGCGAAAGCUAUACUUGAGAGGGUGCAAGAAGGUGAGUAA
This is a messenger RNA of Aspergillus eucalypticola CBS 122712, 1026 nucleotides long. RefSeq names its product Pfs, NACHT and ankyrin domain protein. NCBI's taxonomy places the organism in Eukaryota, Fungi, Ascomycota, Eurotiomycetes, Eurotiales, Aspergillaceae. The record is from RefSeq and is a predicted model, not a curated record. Gene Ontology annotation, biological process: nucleoside metabolic process. The coding region runs from base 1 to 1026 and encodes 341 amino acids. The transcript has a single exon. Gene Ontology annotation, molecular function: catalytic activity.